ACUGGAUUCACCACUGCAGCACCGCCCAGUACAGGCAUGAGUCUUGAUGCUGCUGACAUCGCUGUGGUCGUCAUUUAUUUUAUCUUUGUCAUGGUCGUAGGAAUCUGGUCAUCAGUGCGAGCCAAUCGUAGCACUGUAGGGGGCUACUUCUUGGCUGGCCGUUCAAUGACCUGGUGGCCUAUUGGAGCCUCACUGAUGUCCAGUAAUGUCGGCAGCGGUUUGUUCAUUGGUCUAGCUGGAACAGGAGCAGCUGGGGGCAUCGCAGUUGGAGGGUUUGAAUGGAAUGCAGCCUGGGUCCUGCUGGCUCUGGGUUGGAUCUUUAUCCCUGUCUACAUCUCUGCUAGUGUGGUGACCAUGCCUGAAUAUCUGGGCAAACGCUUUGGAGGCCAGAGGAUACGCAUCUACAUGUCUGUCCUCUCACUCAUCCUCUACAUUUUCACCAAAAUAUCUUCAGAUAUAUUUUCAGGUGCAUUGUUCAUCCAGGUGUCAAUGGGCUGGGAUAUCUAUCUGUCCACAGUCAUACUGCUGCUGGUCACCGCUGCCUACACUGUAGCAGGUGGUUUGGCAGCAGUGAUCUACACAGAUGCUCUCCAGACUGUGAUCAUGGUUGGGGGAGCAUUUGCAUUAAUGUUCAUUGCAUUCGACAAAGUUGGCUGGUACGAGGGCCUUGUGGACCUGUACAUGUCAGCUGUUCCCUCAGUGACAGUCGCCAACACCACCUGCCACCUGCCUCGUAGUGAUGCCUUCCGCAUGUUCAGAAACCCUGUGACAGGGGACAUACCCUGGCCCGGUCUGGUGUUUGGGCUCACAGUACUGUCUACAUGGGUGUGGUGCACUGAUCAGGUUAUUGUCCAGAGAUCUCUGUCGGCCAAGUCUUUGUCUCAUGCCAAAGCAGGCAGUGUGUUGGGAGGCUACCUCAAACUUCUGCCCAUGUUCUUCAUCGUGAUGCCAGGCAUGAUCAGCCGAGCAUUGUUCCCAGAUGAGAUAGGUUGUGUGGAUCCAGUGGUGUGUCAGAGCGUGUGUGGAGCUUCAGUCGGUUGCUCCAAUAUCGCCUACCCUAAACUAGUGGUAGAGCUAAUGCCUGCGGGUCUUCGUGGUCUGAUGAUAGCAGUGAUGUUAGCAGCUCUGAUGUCUUCUCUGACCUCCAUCUUCAACAGCAGCUCCACUCUGUUCACACUGGACCUCUACCACAGAGCCAGGCCGAAGGCUACAGAGAUGGAACUCAUGAUUGUUGGAAGGGUGUUCAUCCUGGUCUUGGUGUGUGUCAGUAUUCUGUGGAUUCCAGUCAUCCAAACGGCCAACAGUGGGCUGCUGUUUGAUUAUAUCCAGUCAGUGACCAGCUUUCUUGCUCCGCCCAUUACAGCUGUAUUCCUCAUGGCUAUCUUCUGGCCACGUGCCAAUGAGCAAGGUGCCUUCUGGGGUCUGAUGGGUGGACUAGUGGUGGGACUGAUCCGCAUGGUUCUGGAGUUCUCCUACAUGGCUCCCUCCUGUGGUCAGCCUGAUCAUCGGCCUGCUAUCGUGGCCGAUGUCCACUACCUGUACUUUGCUCUGAUCCUGCUGGCUCUCACCUGCCUUGUGAUUGCUGCUGUCAGCUUGGCCACUGCCCCAAUACCUAAAGAACAUCUGCACCGGCUGACCUGGUGGUCCAGAUACAGCCAGGAGCCUCGGCUCGACCUCACAGGACCCCCGCUAACUCCAGACCCUGUGGACUCUGAUCACGAGCCUGACCGUUCGCCACAUUCCUGGUGGCGGAGAGCUGCUUUGCGGCUCUGUGGUCUGACUGGUCCCAACACUGGCUCUGUACCGCCAGUGACUGAAACUAAUGAGCUGAACUCCCUGCAGGAGGAUCCUUUCUGGAGGAAUGUCUGCAACAUUAAUGCUCUGCUGCUGCUGACUGUUAAUGUGUUCCUCUGGGGAUACAUGGCUUAA
Messenger RNA from Hippoglossus stenolepis (Pacific halibut), 1929 nucleotides. RefSeq names its product solute carrier family 5 member 9 (gene slc5a9). Bases 37 to 1929 code for a protein of 630 amino acids. Gene Ontology annotation, molecular function: D-glucose:sodium symporter activity. Gene Ontology annotation, cellular component: plasma membrane. Gene Ontology annotation, biological process: transmembrane transport. The transcript is spliced from 13 exons. NCBI's taxonomy places the organism in Eukaryota, Metazoa, Chordata, Actinopteri, Pleuronectiformes, Pleuronectidae. The record is from RefSeq and is a predicted model, not a curated record.